CGAACGCCCUACGUUCCUGGGUGCUUGGAGACAGCCAAUCAGGUGCGCUCGUUCUCACAGCAGCGCAGCUCCAGCAAAACAACAGCCGUCUCGAUUUUGUUUCCUGUUAGCAUCCAUAGCAGCAUUAGCUGAUCAACCCGAACUCGGACAAUGUUACAGUGACGAACGCGCAUACAUCUGGUCGAGUGUAUGGUGGUGUUGACGUCAGUGUCCGUUUGAAGAAAGAGGCACGCUAACAUCGGCGGUCAGCAGCGGAAGAUGGGCUCCAUCCUGAGUCGGAGAAUCGCGGGUGUUGAGGAUAUCGAUAUCCAGGCCAACUCGGCCUAUCGAUUUCCUCCGAAAUCGGGGAAUUAUUUUGCGAGCCACUUCUUUAUGGGAGGAGAGAAAUUUGACACGCCACAUCCAGAGGGAUACCUUUUUGGAGAAAACACAGACCUGAACUUUCUUGGGAACAGGCCAGUGCAGUUUCCAUAUGUGACGCCUGCUCCCCACGAGCCUGUGAAAACCCUGAGGAGUCUGGUCAACAUCAGAAAGGACUCUCUGCGUUUGAUCAGGUAUAAAGAUGACUCUGACACCUCGGGGGAGGAGGGCGACAAACCAAAGGUGAAGUAUGGCGUGGAGUUCACCUUUGACGCUGACGCUCGGGUGGCCGUCACCCUCUACUGCCAAGCGUUCGAGGAGUUCUCCAAUGGGAUGGCAGUAUACAGCCCAAAGAACCCAUCCCUGGUCUCUGAAACUGUGCAUUACAAGCGAGGGGUGAACCAACAGUUCUCCAUGCCGUCUUUCAAAAUAGAUUUCACCGAGUGGAAGGAGGAAGACCUGAACUUUGACCUCGACCGGGGGGUGUUCCCCAUUGUGAUCCAGGCUGUGGUUGAUGAAGGGGACGAUUGCCUCGGACAUGCUCACGUACUUCUGGCAGCCUUUGAAAGACACGUCGAUGGCAGUUUCUCCAUCAAGCCUCUCAAGCAGAAGCAAAUUGUGGACCGCGUGAGCUACCUCUUACAGGAGAUCUACGGGAUUGAGAACAAAAACAACCAAGAAACCAAGACGUCGGAUGAUGAAAACAGUGACAACAGCAACGAGUGUGUGGUCUGUCUGUCUGACCUGCGAGACACACUCAUCCUGCCCUGCAGACAUCUGUGCCUCUGCAACUCCUGCGCAGACACCCUGCGUUACCAGGCCAACAACUGUCCCAUCUGCAGGCUGCCCUUCAGAGCCUUGCUGCAGAUCAGAGCUGUGAGGAAAAAGCCCGGUGCUCUGUCCCCGGUGUCCUUCAGCCCCGUCCUGGCUCAGACGAUGGACCAUGACGAGCACUCGAGCACGGACUCGGUUCCUCCGGGCUUCGAACCCAUCUCCCUGCUGGAGGCUCUGAACGGUCUGCAGUCGGUGUCUCCUGCCACCCCAGCUGCCCCCCUCUAUGAUGACAUCAACUUCUCAGGGGGUCCGGGCGGCGACGGCAGGCACCUGAGCUCCCCGGAGCAUUUAAGUGAUGGGAGUUUGCAGAAAGGCAAAGUCAGCAAAUCACCUGACAGCACCCUGAGAUCUCCAUCCUCUCCCAUCCAGGAGGAAGACGAAGAGAAGAUGUCGGAGGUGUCCGACGCUCAGCCGCACGCGCUGCUGUCCGGCAGCCCCGCCCCCACCGACGCCACGGCCGCCGAGGAUGUGGCCGAAUCUCCGUCUCUCGAUGACGAGGACGGGAUGCAUUCCGGAGGGGACGUCCUACAGGACUGCAGCAGCGAGCACAGCAGCUUGACCAAAACGGAGAGCGACCCGCCGGGCGACUUAUCGCUGCCGGGGUCAUCCGAGUCAACGGAAAGCCUGAAGAGUCAGAGCACCAACUGCUCCAGCCAGCCUCUCCUGUGUCCCACGAGCAGCCUUCAUAUGGAAGACGAGCACCUCAACCCCUGACUCUGAUCCAUCCUUUUCGCUCCCCGGUCAUCCGAACAGAUUCACGCGUUACAAAGAUCCUCCAGUUCCUCUCACACCCCAGCAGCCUCCUGCUUCCCCGAUGAGACCCGAGGACAAGGCAGCCCUGAGAGGAAGUCCACCGGGACUAAAUGUCUCCCGACAUUAGAAAAAGAAAAUUUGACUCCGGCGAAGAUGUUCACGGUACCUUUUUUUUUAAUUCAAUGACUUAUGUAGAAGUUCCCCGGCUUUUCCGAAAAAAAACCAUUUCAUUAACUGUCAGACGGUGUUCAGUUGUGUGUCUCGACCAGCCGUUGCGGUCUCGUCGUGUGGGUCCCAGAGAUAGUUCACUACCUGUCAUGGUGGUUUUAAGCACACUUACUUUAAAUUUACUGUAUAAAUUGCUUAACGCUAAAUUCCGACGAAUUUAUCAAACGCAGUUUUGUGUUUUAGAUAUUGUUAUUCAUCCGUGAAGUACGUUAAUGACGAGAACUUAUUUUUACAGCGAGGCUGAUUUUAGGCGAGCAGAAAUUAGAAUUUCCUACGUGUGUCCGUUUGUGUUCAUCUGAAGUGAUUUUGCGCCGCGACAAAAUCGUUUCUAAUCAUUCCGUAAAACAAAGAGUUCAUCACGAGGCGAGUUUCCACGUCGUCUGCCGUCUUAAACGUGCACACGUCACGGUUACUAUUGCAACGAUGUGAUAUCUAUGUUUCAUAACUGUACUAGAAUCCUGUGUAUUUACCCACACAUUGUAUUCUUGCAUAUUACAUAAAAGAAGAAGUAAAACAACUAGAUUAAGUUAACAUGCACAGUAUAUAUGACUUGGAUAAUCAAUAACAGCAACAGAUUCACAUCCUAACAGCUGAACUCAAAGAGGGCAGAAGCCUGCGUCGACGCUCCAGCUCCACGUCGUAGAUGUUGCGGAUCUCUCCGCAGUCUUUUUGUGGCGAUGCCGAUGUCCGCUUAUGUGAUGUAGCCGCAAUGAAACGGGCGUCUGGUGUUUGUGUAGCUGCGACAUUUACACAACGCGCCCUUUUCUACGUGCAGCGCCACGCGUAGAGAUCGAUGUGCCUUGAAUGGAUAUAGCUGCUUGUUGCGUUGGACUUUAGUGUUUUUAUAAAUGCUACAAUAUACAACAGUUUUCAUCCCGUAGACAGGACUUUAGAAAUGAACAGAGCCUUUUCUUUUUCUUCUUUUUAAUAUAUCGCAAACUUCAUGCUACUGGACACGUGUAUCUUGUUAUAGUUGUUGCAAUAUACAAUUAAAUUGUUCAUUUACUUUGUUACAUUUAUUGAUUAUGCAUUUAAUCUUUAGUGCUUAGGUUGAAGCGGAUGUUUGAUUGGAAGGAGCCAAAGCAAUAAGUGCAAACAUGGCAUUUUAAUAUUUGGGCUAGCAUUUUGCAUGUGAAUUUGUAGUGGAUUAAACCUCGCUGCUUUUAGGUGACAUGGUUAUGUUCUUCUUCUUCUUCUUCGCCAUUUCAACUCGAUACUGUGCCUUCCUGUUCUGACCGCUAUUGACCUGGUAUCCAGGAUAACGCCACAGCAGGUGGUCCGUGGCUCUCCUUCAAAUCAAUACUGUUUUUCCUUGUGUGUAUAGCAGCAUGUGUAUGACAAUAAAGAACAAAUAUUCAUUACUUUAA
This is a messenger RNA of Pseudoliparis swirei, 3542 nucleotides long. It is a transcript of the gene mgrn1b, whose product is annotated as mahogunin, ring finger 1b. The coding region runs from base 259 to 1908 and encodes 549 amino acids. Gene Ontology annotation, biological process: protein ubiquitination; endosome to lysosome transport; negative regulation of G protein-coupled receptor signaling pathway. The record is from RefSeq and is a predicted model, not a curated record. Gene Ontology annotation, molecular function: ubiquitin protein ligase activity. Gene Ontology annotation, cellular component: cytoplasm; plasma membrane; early endosome. NCBI's taxonomy places the organism in Eukaryota, Metazoa, Chordata, Actinopteri, Perciformes, Liparidae. The transcript is spliced from 16 exons.